Messenger RNA from Aspergillus tubingensis, 1821 nucleotides. RefSeq names its product telomere-binding alpha subunit central domain protein. Bases 1 to 1821 code for a protein of 606 amino acids. The record is from RefSeq and is a predicted model, not a curated record. The transcript has 4 exons. Lineage: Eukaryota; Fungi; Ascomycota; Eurotiomycetes; Eurotiales; Aspergillaceae. Gene Ontology annotation, cellular component: chromosome, telomeric region; nuclear telomere cap complex. Gene Ontology annotation, biological process: telomere capping; regulation of telomere maintenance via telomerase. Gene Ontology annotation, molecular function: G-rich strand telomeric DNA binding; telomerase inhibitor activity.
AUGUCUCGCUUCGUGGAUGUGUCCACUGCGCUCUCUGCGCAGGGCAGAGUAAGUGUCAUUGGCGUCGUAGUCGACGUCUUCGGUGGGAUUUGGAAGUCUAGAGGCUCGUCCAGCUGUAUCACCUUUACCAUCAAGGACUCAGGUCUUGACAAUGGACAUACAUGGGACGGGUUGAAAAUAAAAUAUUUCAAAGACAAUGAGAGCCAUUUACCUCCCGUCCAAGUACGCGAUGUGAUCCUGAUACGAGAUCUGUGGAUAAGAAAUUUUAAAGGAGACCCGCUGGGAGUCGCUGCCCAGGAUAGAGAAGUACCUUGGGCAAUCUUUCGCUUGGACCCGGAUCCCACGUCUAGUCCUGCACCCCUUUGUGGCCCUACACACUUUGAACCAUCGCCUUCGGAGAAGAUACAUGCUCUUAAUUUGAUGAAUAGCCUCCCUGCGGUCGAUGGCUUCCGCAAAGCCCCAGCCCAGGAUACUCCGCGUGGCCCCUAUAUUGUCCAGGCUGCAAUUCCAAAUUCCAAGCCUUAUCCGCACAAGAAGCUCUCACUUGUCAAGGAUAUUGUAGAGCGAAACUAUGUUGAUCUCGUUGGGGAAAUUGUCAAGAUCUAUACCAACGACAGUGAAAAGGUCGUCCUCUAUUUCACCGAUUACACGGCCAACGAUGGUCUCGAAGACCGCCGAAUAGGCGCUGCCGGUGACAAUGACUUUGGCACUGAAGGAGAUGUCUACGGUUAUCAAAAAAAACCCAAGAAGAAAUGGACAGGACCUGUUGGACGAAUGACUCUCACAAUCACCCUCUGGGAACCCCAUGCGUCGUAUGCACGCCAACACCUAAAGAAUAACGAUCUCAUCCAGCUAUACAAUGUGCAUGUCAAGCGCAGCCGCAUCAAUGGGAUCUUAGAGGCCAGUGUUCACACAAACCGCACGAAUCCAAAUUCAGUGAAUGUACAUACCUUGGACCGUCGCAAAGAUACAUUUGUCGAGCAAUUUUUACAGCGUAGGACGGAAUACUGGAAAGCGAAUCCUCGGAAGCGGGAACCGGAAAACGAAGCCCAGCAAGUUCCCAAGAGAAGCACCAAGAAACAGCGAAAGAGAGCCGAAAAGGUGGAAGAAGGCCAAGUUCCCAUCACAGCAGCAAGCAGCAAGCGAUAUGCACCAAAUGAGAACAUCAUAGCCGGCAACCCGUCUGUUCCUACAAUGUCCCUCGAAGCGAUCCUCUCAAACAAACUCCAUGACAACAUCUCAUAUAACAACAUACAGUACCGCUUCCCUUUCCAGAAUUUCUGCUACCGAACCACAGUUCGUGUGGUCGAUUUCUUCCCCCCACGACUGGAAGACUUCUCCGUCCCCGAAGACUCCUCCGGCGAGGGAACCUCCCAGAGAGACCCCGACCGGUUCAUUAGAUGGGAGUGGCGCUUUUGUCUGCUCGUGGAAAGCGUCCCUCCUCCACCCGCAGGCCAAGCAAAAGAACAGAUGAGGUUAUUUGUUGCUGGCCCGGACGCGGAGUAUCUAUUGGGAUUAACUGCAGUCGAUCUAAGACGAAACCAACACGACCUAAAAGAACUCCGAGAAAAGCUCUUUAUUUUAUGGGGCGACCUCGAGGAGCGCAAGAGAGCGGCCCUGCACGACGGAAAGCAAGACAUAGGUCCAGUUUCAUGCAGACCUUUCAAUUGCUGCAUUCAAGAAUAUGGUGUCCUCUGCAGACAUCGCCCUGAUACGGAGAACACCACCACUAAUAACGAAGAUGACGAGAAUGGCUGUAGCCAUGACGACUGCUUUGGCUGGGAGAGGCGCUUUGCUAUGUUCAUGACUACUAUAUCGUAA